AUGCGACAGAAAAGAACGAAACAAUAUAAACGACUUAUGGCACUUUAUUCUAUAUCGUUUGGUUUUAGAGAACCUUAUCAAAUACUAGUGGACAGCAAUUUUAUGCGAACUGCCUUACGAUAUAAGAUGGAUAUUUCUAAGCAACUCUGUACAGUAAUGCUAGGCAAUACAAAGCAAUUAUAUACUUCUUGUACAUUAGCUGAAGUGAAAGAUCAAAGCAAAGAUGAAUUUGGCACGGAAAACGCAUUAAAAAGAUUCGAGCUACGAGGAUGUAUACAUAGACACAAACCAGUCUCAAGUGCUGAAUGUAUAUUGUCAAUUAUAGGGCCCGAUAAUCCUCAUAAUUAUUGCGUAGCCACGCAAAAUGAAUCGCUUCGUAAACGAUUUCGCGCUAUUCCUGGCAUUCCACUAUUAUACAUAAAUCGAACUGUAUUAAUCCUUGAACCUCCUUCUUAUGCCACAUUGCAAAAAUCAAAAAAGAUCGAAAAUGUGAAAACCCAUGCAUCAGUUGAGGAAUUAUCUUUUUUAGCGAAAGCUAAUUCUGAUAUUCAAGUAGAUACUGAAAAACCAAAAAAGAAACGUAAAGGACCGAAAGAACCUAAUCCGUUGAGUUGUAAGAAAAAAAAAAUGAAGGUUUUACCUCAAAAUAAAAAGAAUAGUGAAAUGGGAAAGAUCAGUCUAACAAAUGUACGUUUAAUUUAA
This is a messenger RNA of Rhizophagus irregularis DAOM 181602=DAOM 197198, 702 nucleotides long. RefSeq lists its product as uncharacterized. The record is from RefSeq and is a predicted model, not a curated record. NCBI's taxonomy places the organism in Eukaryota, Fungi, Glomeromycota, Glomeromycetes, Glomerales, Glomeraceae. Gene Ontology annotation, cellular component: nucleolus; small-subunit processome. Gene Ontology annotation, molecular function: small ribosomal subunit rRNA binding.